Alligator sinensis (Chinese alligator) is the source of this 4268-nucleotide messenger RNA. Its product is annotated as nardilysin-like. Gene Ontology annotation, molecular function: metal ion binding; metalloendopeptidase activity. Gene Ontology annotation, biological process: proteolysis. Lineage: Eukaryota; Metazoa; Chordata; Crocodylia; Alligatoridae. The transcript is spliced from 34 exons. The record is from RefSeq and is a predicted model, not a curated record. The coding region runs from base 1 to 3321 and encodes 1106 amino acids.
AUGCACCGCGUGCCCCCAACGUGGGCGCAGGGAGAUGGCGUCACGCCUCACGACCAGGACCGGGAGGACGGGGGGGAGAGGCACGUGACCCGAACGUCACUGCUAGCUGGGCGGGGGGAGGAGGAGGGCGAGGGCCGGCGGGCGGAGCGCGGCCGCGGCGACCCCGACAUCGCCAAGUCCCCGCGCGACCCCAACCGGUACCGGUAUAUCAAAUUGCAAAAUGGCUUGGGUGUGCUGUUGAUUUCGGACAUAACUAGCUUGGAUGGUGUUACUUCUGAGGAGUCUUCAGAAGAGGAAGAUGAAACUGAUACUGAAAGUGAUGAUGAUGACGACGAUGAUUCAGGGGCAGAAAUUGAAGAUGACGAAGAAAGUUAUGGUGGUGAGGAUGAUGACAAUGGUGAUGAUAAUGAUGAGAAGCUUAAUGAUUCUGAUGACACAGAAAUGGAAGAACUAACAGGAAAAGAAGAUACAGAGAAAACUGGUAUGGAAAAACUGUCUGCAGCUGCUCUUUGUGUUGGUGUGGGCAGUUUCUGUGACCCUGAAGAUCUACCUGGGUUGGCACAUUUUCUGGAGCACAUGGUAUUUAUGGGCAGUUUAAAGUAUCCAGAUGAGAAUGGGUUUGACGCCUUUGUGAAGGAACAUGGGGGCAGCGACAACGCUUCUACUGACUGUGAACGGACAGUCUUCCACUUUGAUAUCCAGCAGAAAUACUUUAAAGAAGCACUUGAUAGGUGGGCACAGUUCUUCAUUCAUCCAUUAAUGGUCUGGGAUGCAAUUGAUCGUGAAGUUGAAGCAGUUGACAGUGAGUAUCAGCUAGCAAAACCCUCUGAUGCAAACAGGAGGGAGCUGCUGCUCGGAAGCCUGGCCAAACCUGGGCAUCCAAUGAGGAAGUUUUUCUGGGGUAAUGCAGAGACCCUAAAGCAUGAGCCUAAAAAUAGGAGUAUUGAUAUCUACACCAGGCUGAAGGACUUUUGGCAUCUCUAUUACUCUGCACACUAUAUGAAUUUAGUAGUUCAAUCUAAAGAAACCUUGGACACACUGGAGAAGUGGGUGAUGGAAAUCUUUUCAAAGAUUCCAAAUAAUGGUUUGCCCAAACCAGGCUUUGGCCAUCUGACACAGCCUUUUGACACACCAGAAUUUCACAAGCUUUAUAGAGUUGUUCCAGUCAGAAAAGUUCAUUCUUUGGACAUUGCGUGGGCACUGCCUCCUCAGCAGAGACAUUACAGGGUGAAGCCACUUCACUAUAUAUCUUGGCUGGUAGGACAUGAAGGCAAAGGCAGUAUUCUUUCCUUCCUUAGGAAAAAGUUUUGGGCUCUUACAUUACAUGGAGGAAAUAGUGAGACAGGAUUUGAACAGAACUCCACCUGCUCUAUAUUCAACAUUUCUGUUACUUUGACUGAAGAAGGUUAUGAAUAUUUCUAUGAGAUUGCACAUGUUAUAUUUCAGUAUCUGAAAAUGCUUCAGAAAAGAGGCCCAGAUAAAAGAAUUUGGGAAGAGAUUCAGAAGAUUGAAGAUAACGAAUUUCGUUUCCAGGAUCAGACUGAUACAGUUGAUUUUGUUGAAAGUCUUUGUGAAAAUAUGCAGCACUUUCAUAAGGAGGACUUUUUGAUAGGAAAUAACCUUCUCUUGGACUAUAAACCUGAAAUCAUUGCUGAUGCCCUUAACCAGCUCUGCCCUCUGAGAGCCAACCUUUUUCUGUUGUCUGCUGCCCAUGAGGAAAAAUGCCAUCUAAAGGAGAGGUGGUUUGACACACAGUACAGCGUUGAAGAUAUUGACAAAUACUGGAGUGAUCUAUGGGCUAGUGACUUUGAGUUAAAUCAGGACUUGCACCUUCCAGAAGAAAAUAAAUAUAUAGCCAGUGACUUUACUCUGAAGGCACCUGAUUGCUCUGAGACGCAGCAUCCAGUUAAAAUUCUGAAUACACAGCUAGGCUGUUUGUGGUACAAGAAGGACAACAAAUUCAAAAUCCCUAAAGCUUAUGUACGUUUCCAUCUGAUCUCUCCACUGAUACAACAGUGUUCAAAGAGUGUGGUGCUUUUUGAUAUAUUUGUAAACAUCUUCUCUCAUAACCUUGCUGAACCAGCAUAUGAAGCUGAUGUGGCUCAACUGGAAUACAAGCUGGUACCUGGAGAGCAUGGUUUGAUCAUUCGAGUGAAAGGAUUUAAUCAUAAACUACCUCUGCUCUUUCAGCUUAUCAUUGACCACUUGUCUGACUUCAAUUUUACUCCAGCAACUUUUGAGAUGAUAACAGAGCAGCUGAAGAAGACUUAUUUUAAUAUUCUCAUAACACCAGAGAUGCUGGCCAAGGAUGUGCGUCUCUUCAUUUUGGAACACGGCCGGUGGUCCAUAAUAGAUAAAUACCAAAGACUGAUGAAAGGCGUUUCUGUUGCGUCUCUAUCAGCUUUCAUUAAGGCUUUCAAAUCACAUCUCUUUGUGGAGGGGCUAGCACAAGGAAACUUAACUGGCAGAAAGUCAAAGGACUUCCUGAAUUACGUUGUUCAAAAGCUGCAGUUCGUUCCCCUCGCACACCCGUGCCCUGUCCAGUUCCGGGUGGUGGACCUGCCAAACACGCACCUGCUCUGUAAGGUGAAAGCCCUCAACAAAGGUGAUGCCAACUCAGAAGUGACGGUCUACUAUCAGUCUGGGGCUAGGAGUUUAAGAGAAUACGCCCUUAUGGAGUUGCUUGUGAUGCACAUGGAAGAGCCUUGCUUCAACUUCCUGCGAACCAAGCAAACCCUUGGCUACCAUGUGUACCCUGCCUGUAGAAAUACUUCUGGGAUCCUUGGGUUCUCUGUUACUGUAGCAACACAAGCUACAAAGAACAACACUGAAUUAGUUGACAAGAAAAUAGAAGAAUUUCUUGUGUGCUUUGAGGAAAAGCUCAAGAUUUUAACUACAGAAGCAUUCAGUGCUCAGGUCAGUGUUCUAAUAAAUAUUAAAGAAUGUGAGGAUUCCUAUCUUGAGGAAGAGGUGGACAGAAACUGGAAUGAAAUAGUGACCCAGCAGUAUUUUUUUGACAGACUUGCCCACGAGAUUGAGGCACUAAAAUCAUUUACCAAAGCAGACCUGGUUGACUGGUUCAGAGCUCACAGAGGCCAUGAGAAGAAGGUACUCAGUCUCCAUGUGGUUGGUUUUGGUAAACAAGAAGGGGACUCGGAUAUUAUAGCUGCCUCAGAUGCACAGCGGUGCUACCUUGGAGAUAUGCCUCAAUUCAUUUUUUUACCCCCUUCUUCUCAUAUGAAGAAUACAGCUUCCAUCAGAGAUAUUAGAGAUUUCACACUAACCCUUAAUCUCCUCCCUUACCAUAAGAUAUUAAAAUAAAUUUCAGUUGUUUUCCUCUGUAUUAAAGUGCGUUUUUAAUCAUUGUCAACCUGUGAACAUUAUGAACCGUUUAGCUUCACUAAAUGAAUACGUAUUGUCAGCAGGAUUGGGAUAAAAGUGCUUUUGAACUCCAUGCUGUGGCACUUCAGAAUAUGGCCUUCCUGAUGCAGGAGGAGUUGUCCUUGGUUCGUGAAAGGUAAUGCUGCUUGCAUGGAAGAAGGAAGCAAGAGUGAUUGUGUGCAACAGGAAGGGGAUGCUUCAAGGCUAUGAGGCAGGUUGCUGCACAUUUUGCCAUCCCAGAGAAACAUCUCCAAGCCACGGGCUUAACACAGAAGUGUGGGACUCUUCACUGAAGUGAGUGAUAAUAUGUUCUGCCAAUAAAUUAGUAAAAUGUAAGAUUUCUCUGAUGCUUCCUCGUGCUGCAGCAACAGACAGUGACACCUGAAGUGAUCAUUAUUGUUCAAGGUCAUGAUCUCCUCCCAGGGGUAAUAAUGUCCACUGCAAACAUCACACAAGGCUGGGUCAUCACAGAGUGGUAUGAUAGAUCACCAAGUCGCUUACAGCUUUAGGAACAAGUGGGAGUGGAAAACAACUGUCUGCUAACCCCUGGGUUGUUUUCACGUUCCUCGUUUCCCACAAGAUGUUCAGUUAUCUUGCCAAUAGCUCUGAAUUCCAAGAGAAUCAGCUGCUUUUCCACGUUUUACCUGCUUGCCCAUUGCUCUGUUUCAGGUACAACCGGAUAUGGGGCUGGAUGAUCCAACUACAGUUGCGUGCGUGGAAUGUCUGCUGUGCUGUUAGUUGUUCCAGGUAGACGAGCCUGCUGUGCUGCUAUGAGCUCCAGGGAUGGGGAGUUGGGUAUCUGUGCUGUGGAACAUCUGUUCAUUUUGACUGAGUAUCAGUAAUCAUCAGGAGCACAGCAGGGUGAGGAGAGAACCGGCAGUAAGAGG